AUGUCUGAAAGCACACUGGCAGCAAUAAACCACGCGUUAGAGCUGGGUGCGUACAAAAACGCAGCCCAACUGGUAGGCAAGCUGAUCAAGACGAACCCACAAUCUCCAUAUCCACGGGUUUUAGCAGCUCACAUCAGUUUUUUGAGUGGGAAAAAAGAUGAAGCGCUGAACCUUGCCAAGAACGCAGCAUCUCUGAAGCCUACGGAUCAAGAUUCGCUGCAGUUGCUGAGCGACGUGUUUCUGGCAUUGGGUAUGCCGAAGGAAGUUUCAGAAAUCUACGAGGCCGCAUGCCUCAAGAGCCCCACCAUUGCGCAGGCCUAUAUUUGGUUUGAGAGAUGUUGCUACACUGGCGAUUAUUUGGGGCUACAAAAAUCCUCGUUUUUGCUACCAAAACCUAGUGCAGUAAACCUGCGUCUGUUCAAAUUCUGGAGUGCUGAAUGUAUGGUUCUUGCCUUGGAAACAAAGAGGUUAUUGCCAAAUCACCGGAAACUGUUCCCACUCUUGGGGCUGAAGAUUGUGGAUGCUCAGAGACCUUUUGUGAAUGCCCAAGAGACGUAUAUCUACGUGAAAUUGCUGAUGGCAGCAGGACGUCUGUAUGAUGCUGUCGCUGAGAUUAAAGCUUUUUCUGUCCAAGACGAUGAUCUCGAGCUCAGAUGCAUCCUGUUAGAUGCUCUGAGCAAAGGAGAAUUAUGGGACCAGCUUUAUGACGAGUGCAAGCAGUUGGUCACCGAGAAGGUUGUGGACGACUGGGAUGUCUGGUCCGGACUCAUCAAAGCAGCUUCCAAGCUGGGCAGGCUUGAUGAUGUCCAAAACAUGGUUGAUGUUGCUAAAUCCUCUAGAAACCGUGAUCUGGCCUAUCUGGCCAUUGACAGGGCGAACGAUGUCGUGGAGUAUGGUCAUUUUUCAGCCUAUCUACUCAAGUACGGCCACAAGACGUGCUGCUUUCCCGACCUGAAGAUUUUUUUAACAGAAGACUCCCACGUGGAUACCGGCAAGUUUCUCGCCGAAUUGGAAUCAGUUUCUCAAGAAAAACUUAUCCCUGAUGUUCUGAGGAAACAAAGAAAGGCCACAGAGGACGAAGCCAUAUUCCUGGUCAACACCAUCAAGUUCGAGCUGCUCCUUGAUCCGUCCCUGCUAUCCUCCGCAGGUUUUGUCAAAAAAUGUCAGAGAAUGUACAAUCUGACCAAACAUUUGCUUUCCUCGAAGGAAAAGACCGAUUAUUUUAUAGGCGAGGAGUUCUUGCUGGUUGCAGUACAGGCCAUUCUGACCCAAUCCGCUAAAGACGAGCUUAAGCUCAAGGACGUGCUUUCAUGCAUUUUAAUCCUGGAGAAUGCAGUUCAAACCGAUAUUCACGAGUUUCACCUUCGCUUAUGGCUGGUACAAUUAUAUUUGCUUAUCAAUUGUUUUGGUGCGGCUAAAGUCCAUUAUGACUCUCUCAGUAUCAAGAUGACCCAGCACGACACCUUAUCGCAGGCGAUUCUUUCCCGUGUGGAAACCCUCACUGCCAAAGAAUAUGCUCUCAAAAUGCUGGAGAGCGCUGAAGACGUGUACUCGUAUGGGGCCGAGGAAGUUCCGUAUUGCCUAAAACAGGCUUUUCAAAAGGGAGCUUACAAUAAGGUGAAAGGCUUCGUUGAUCUGAACAACCGAUUGAACCACUCUUUGACCAGACACCUCAACUCGAUCUCGAUGCUGAAGCUCAGGAGACUCAAUGGCGAUAAACAAAGUUUGCAAUUUAAUUUGGAGGGCUUACAGAAGGAGUAUAUGGCAACCUUGGUGGCCGAAGACUUCAAUUCAAAUGACCUUGAUUUAGACAUCAGGGUAAGCGAUAACCGUGAUGUUUCCACGAUGUGGAAGUUUGGAACCGAGGAAAUUGACAAGAGCUUGGAGAGUGCCAUUUCAAUUGGCCCCAGAACAGAUGUUCAUUACUUGAAAGUGAAUGCUGCCAAAGAGUUAUUGCUCACAUCAAACACAGACACUGAAAGCUACAUUUCGUUUCUGGAGACUGCCCUUGACCAGACGUUGUUCCAAAGUAAACUCACCAAUGUCGAGCUGUGGGUACUACAAUUGGAAUUGGAGAUUGCCAAGUUGGUCCAGAAAGAUUCUGUGCAUUCCUCAGAGAUAAUGGAGGUAUUUAGUCGAAGACCUGUUGCUCCGGUCUCACCUUUGUCUUGGAAAGCCAACCAUUAUCACUUGGUUUUGGCCCACUCCAUAAAGAGCAUUACCAUCUACAUGUCCACACACAAUACUGGCAGAAGCAAAAAGGUCUUCCACAAAAUCAGGACCGAGCUCGCCAAAAUCCAGGAAGAAACCAGGGAAAAGGCCGUGGAGUUGAGCUCCAAGAACAAUGUGAUUAUUCCGCAAUUUCAGAAGGAAAUGCUCGAGUGGGUUUCAAACGAUUCCCUUGGAAAAGAGUUUGGAAUAUCCAAGGCUUUCGUGAAAAGGGUUUUUGGUCAAAUCCAGGCUUCUUCGGACGAGUCGUUGUCGGUGUUGAUAUCGUUGUAG
Messenger RNA from Kuraishia capsulata CBS 1993, 2502 nucleotides. RefSeq lists its product as uncharacterized. The transcript has a single exon. Gene Ontology annotation, cellular component: cytoplasm; NatB complex. Bases 1 to 2502 code for a protein of 833 amino acids. The record is from RefSeq and is a predicted model, not a curated record. NCBI's taxonomy places the organism in Eukaryota, Fungi, Ascomycota, Pichiomycetes, Pichiales, Pichiaceae. Gene Ontology annotation, molecular function: protein-N-terminal amino-acid acetyltransferase activity; protein binding. Gene Ontology annotation, biological process: N-terminal peptidyl-methionine acetylation.